CAUUGAGUCUCUAGAUUCUGGACGUACCGGUUUUCCGUUGCCACACCUGAACGGGCUGACGAGCAUAACAUAGCCUACCUAACAACUUUCGCUGUCAGUCGGGACCUUGAAAUCGCAACCGGCGUUUGCUAAUAUUGUUUUCCUCGCGUGUGCGUUCAAUGCUGCGAUCUUCUCCCCGAUAUUUCGCCGCCAGCUUUCCGCUGGAAGUGACUUCAACUUUCACGAUCCUUUUUCUACUAUUAUGAAUGGAAUUAAAGGACUUGGAAAUACACAACGUCUAUUAUCACAUGUUGCUGGCCGACGUGCUGGUUGUUUCCCAAUCCAUGGAUGCUAUUAGUUAGUUAGUGAUGUUUAAAUACUAGUGGAAAUAUAUUUUAUUACGUCUGAUCUUUUUUUAAAAAACUUUUACGCUCGUAUACACGUACAUAUAUAUAUUAUAUAUUUGAAGAUUUUAUAUUAAUAUUCGGAGGAGUGAUCAAGCGAUCUUUUUGCCCUGUGAUUUCUAUUAUUUUUUACUUGGAUUUUAUUACACGAGUUCAACAUGAUUCUGAGUGAGAAAGACUUGCAAUUGUUGAGUUCCAUGCCAGCUUUUGUGCCUGAACAAGAAAAAAGGGAAAACGACCUUAAAAUAGAAUUCGAUGGAACAACGGUACUUUGCCGAGUAUGCGGUGACAAAGCCAGUGGUUUCCAUUAUGGUGUCCAUUCUUGCGAAGGUUGCAAGGGUUUCUUCAGGCGAAGCAUACAGCAAAAGAUACAGUAUCGGCCCUGCACAAAAAACCAGCAAUGUUCUAUUUUGCGGAUUAACCGUAACCGUUGCCAGUAUUGUCGCCUCAAAAAGUGCAUUGCAGUGGGCAUGUCUAGGGAUGCUGUCCGAUUCGGUCGCGUCCCCAAACGAGAAAAGGCAAAGAUAUUGGCUGCUAUGCAGAAGGUGAAUGCCAGUUCUCAGGAGAAGGCCUUAGGAGCAGAGCUGGAAGAUGAGAUGCGUUUAUUGGCCACAAUUGUCCAGGCGCAUGAAGAAACCUGUGACUAUACGAAAGACAAGGUCGCCGGACUCGUUGAAAAAGCGAGAUCGCAGCCUGUGUACACCCAGUGCCCUCCUCAGUUGGCCUGUCCAUUGAAUCCAAUUCCUCAUAUAAUGGAAAAUGGUGUUUCACAUUACAUGGAAGAUUUUUCUGAAAGAUUUUCACCUGCAAUCAGAGGUGUAGUUGAAUUUGCCAAAAGAAUUCCUGGUUUUGGUUUUCUUUCUCAAGAUGAUCAGGUCACCUUAUUGAAGGCUGGUGUGUUUGAGGUGCUUUUAGUGCGUUUAGCUUGCAUGUUUGACUCUCAAGCCAACUCUUUGAUCUGUCUAAACGGUCAAGUUCUUCGUCGAGAAUCCCUUCAUACUGCUAGCAAUGCUAGAUUUCUUCUGGACUCCAUGUUUGAUUUUGCUGAGCGGCUCAAUACGCUCCAUUUAUCAGACAGUGAAGUUGGGCUCUUCUGUGCUGUAGUUAUAAUUGCUGCAGAUCGCCCUGGACUUAGAAAUACAGAAUUAGUACUGAAAAUCCAAAAGAAAAUGAUGGAUAUUUUGCAGAAAUCCGUAUCAUCUAACCACCCUGAGAAUCCUAGCAUUUUUGGAGACUUGAUGAAGAAGAUACCUGAUCUGCGUACUUUAAAUACCCUUCAUUCUGAGAAGCUGUUGGCAUACAAAAUGGAACCGCGUAAUCGUGCAUCAGCUGCAGUGGGAGCUUUAGACACUCUUACGGAUUCUUCUGUAGCCAAUGGAAGUGCAUAUUCUACAAUUCCACAUGAGAUUUGGACCCAGUAUUCCUUAGUAACGGAAAAUCCACCAUGCCUUGCUCCUGAGGAAGACCUCAGAAGUACUUCUCCUGGGCAACACAGUCAACAUGGUGGCAGCACAACGGGUAGUGAGUGGAGUACUACUGAUUCCAAAGAUGAACAUGAUCUGGUAGGUUCUCCAAGAUCUAUUGGUAGUGGAAUUUGUGCUGAAGAUGUGAAGAGUCCAAUUAGAUCAUCAAGUUUUUCAAGUUCUCGAAGCUAUCCCCAUGAAGAAGCUUGGCCAUCAGAUGGAAAUCAAGCUAUUGAAUAUUCUCAUAAUUUGCAUAAGAGAGCAGUAGAGAAUGCGGGCUCUGAACAUGGCAGCAGCUCCGGUGAUGAAGGCUAUUUCAUUGAUAGUCCUAUCAAAGGGCCAGUUUAUCCCAAACUUAGAAGAGUGGAUUCUCCAACUGAUUCAGGAAUAGAAAGUGGUAAAGAACAUGGUCCAAGUACGACACCAACAAUUUCUGUGUGCUCCAGUCCUAGAUCCUCAGUGGAUGAAAAAGUGAAAGACAUUAUGGAACAUGAUCACCAACAGCAGCACAAUCAAGAGAAGCAUGAAAAUAUAGAGGAUAUGCCUGUUUUGAAACGAGCACUUCAGGCCCCACCUCUUGUAAAUACCAAUAUGUUGAUGGAUGAAGCUUAUCGCCAUCAUAAAAAGUUUCGGGCUGCAAGAAGGGAAGCCGAAAGCCCUUCUAGUCCUGGCCAAUUAUCUUUAGCCAGUACACACAGUACACUUGUGAGAACAUUAGAACAAGCUCCUCGUUAUAUGAAUGAUCAACAGUUAAAACGAACUGAUUUAAUUCAUAAUAUAAUCAUGAGAAAUGAAACUUUGCCAGCACAGCAACAAACCUCUCAGCAUCAUCAAAACCAACAACAGACUCCAUCUCAAUCUCAUCACAUUGAAACACCAUCGCUUACUUGUCCCAACAUGCAGAAUAACUCUUAUUCAUAUAGCAGUGUUCCUAACUCAACUGUGCCACCUGCUUCUCAGAACUAUGUUUUGACCAAUGCUCAGCAACAUAAAAAUUUGCUUGUGUGUCCAAAUGGCUACUAUGUUCCGCAUGGAAAUAAUGUCCAGCAGGCACCUAUUUAUUCAUCAUCAAAUCCUGUGUCUUGGCCUUUCACACAGCAACAGUCGUCUUCAACAGUGACUAUGUCAUCUGCAUCCCUUGUCCAAGUUCAUGCUCAGUUUGAGCAGCCGCACAUGCAACGGAACUCUCCUGGCUUACACCAGAACUCACCUAGUUACUGUUCCUCAACCCCAGUAGUUAGCACAUCGAGGGCAGGCUCUCCUAGGUUGCUUUACAAUCCUCGUUCACCAGCAACUUCAUCUUCUCCUCUAGUCAUGAAUGGCAUCGGACUUUGCCCAUCAAGUACUCCCUCCUCGAUGUGCCAGACCGAUUCCAGGCCGGUGCAAUCCGAGGCUUCCCACAAACCCUCUGGUGAGUCUCAGCCACUCAAUUUGUCCAAAAAGCUAUUUUCUCCACCCAUGUUAAAGAUGGAGUCGUGAUCAUGUACUGUGAAUUUGUAACAUCUUUCAAAUUGUCAUUGAUGUGGAAUUUGUGGAUGUAAAAAAUAACAUCCCAGUCUACGCACUUCUCCCCCUUCCCCACCUUGUGAUCAUGCACCUGUUGUGUCUUAACUGGAAACUAAGCAGCAUCGUCAUUUGCAGAUGCAUUUGCCAUGUUUGAAAAAAAAUGUGCCAUUCCAGAAUUAGAAUGCAUGCAGGCUGUGUGUCCUUGCACUUUUGCAGAGAGACUAAUAAGGCAAAGAACAAUGUUGUUGGACUCUCAUUUGUAAAUAUUGUUUGUAUCAAAAACUUGACUGUGUAUUCAUUUUGUACAAAAAAACUGAAGUGACCACUGUCUGUCUUCAGGAGCCGUGUUGUAAAUUAAAAGGGGGAAAAAAAAAUGGUAUAUUCCGGUAUAAAGAUGGUGUUAUUGGAGCAUUAAGUUAAAUAUUGUAAAUGCUAAGUUUUUUUUAAUGAAAAAAAAAUAAAUAUAAAAUUUUGUAACAUCACAUAGGUGAUGUAUAAAGGGUUUAUUCUUUGAUUCUGGUAAUUCAAAGGGCUAGGAAAGGGGCCAUAUUGUAGAAAGUUUUGGGUAGCGAAAUAUUGUGGUUCUCUUCUUGUAAAUAUGUUUUGUAGCACACAUUUCAGUAAUUUAAUGUUUCCUUUUCUGAAUGAGUGGCAUAUGUGCAGUGGUGUUAUUUUAUUUUUGGCUCCACAGUAUUAUUGUUAUAAUUAAGAAAGUAGCAUGUCUGUUAUUUCAAGGGAUCAUGGUUAAACAAAUUCUGGAAAUACCAAAUCUGUAAAGCAGAAUGAAUGCCCUUACUUUUACAAUAGGAGCUACAUGUUACAUGAAAAGAAAUUUUUAAUAUUUUAAAAUAAAUCACGGGAUGUAAAUAUUUACGUUUUAUGUAAAUAUUUGUACUGGACUUUAUUAUUAUUUUUGUCUUUGCUCAGCUGCAAGUAAUUCAAUAGAUUUUAAUCUGACAUAGUGGUCAGAACAAAUUAUUUGUUGUGUUUUUUAAAUUUUAUAUUCUUUUGAAUUGAAAUAUAUAUGUAUAAAAGAUAAAACACCAAUUUUAGUGUGAAAUGAGCUUUAGAAGCACAAGCAUUUAACUGAAAUAUGUAUUUCCAGUAAUUUGCUUACCUUUUAAAAAACCCUUCUGUUGUGCUUAUUGAAGUCUUUAGCCAAAACAUUGAACACUGUUGCAUAGACAGUUCUUGUAGUACAAUCAAACUCUUAAUUUAAGUUCAUUUAAUUAUGCUGAUCUCUAAGAUCAUACAUUGGUGUGGCUCUGUGCCUGUUAUGUGAUCAUGUCAUUUCAUUAAAAAACUUUUCUGAGUGAA
Molecule: messenger RNA, 4669 nt
Organism: Stegodyphus dumicola
Lineage: Eukaryota; Metazoa; Arthropoda; Arachnida; Araneae; Eresidae
Gene: Eip75B
Product: Ecdysone-induced protein 75B
Biological process (GO): hormone-mediated signaling pathway; negative regulation of transcription by RNA polymerase II; cell differentiation
Molecular function (GO): zinc ion binding; nuclear receptor activity; RNA polymerase II cis-regulatory region sequence-specific DNA binding
Source: RefSeq, a predicted model, not a curated record